AUGUCAAAGUCAUCAAGCAAGGUGCCAGGGAGGCCGGCUAAGCGGGCGAAGAAAUCUAACAUUACAAUCAUCCCUGAGCAGCUGAGCAACUCAGGACUCGGCUUUCUUGAUCUACCCGCUGGUAAGUCCAAGACAAACCGUGAAGGUACCCUGCUAACCAUAUGCAUUUCAGAGCUCCGUAACUGGGUCUACGACUACGUCGCCCACGACGAUGAUCCCGACGAUCGCCCACCAGCUCUCCACUACCACCCACAUGCCGGGCCGCAGACGCACACCACUUCACGAGCCCCUCUCCGACAAGGCUUCGCGCUCACGCAGACCUGUCGCCUGAUACGCUACGAGUACCUGCCUAUCUACCAGUCCCACGCCCGAGUUGCUUGCUCCUUCCAAUCUCUCCGCGCAUGCUGCAUUGACAAAGACGGCUCCGGGCCACAACUGGUAUUGCCCCUGGGCAAGACCAGCGUAGAGUACCGCAUGAAAGUCCGCGCGCCGGAUGAGAAUGGACGACUUGGCCGUCUUGUCUACGACACUGAAGAGACGGAUUUGUUGGCCAUCAUGAGCGCUGUUCAGCGCACUCCUAAUCUGCACCUCGAGUUCAACCCGUCCAUCUGGACUGACAUAGGCGCCGUGUUGAAUAUUCAAGACAAUCCAACGUGGAGCAAAGCCCUGGAUGAGAAGAUCCAGCGAAUCCGCUUGCUUCCCGAGUCGGUGCAUUUCAGGCCAGUCGUAGCCUUCGAGGUCAAGGAGGGGUAUGCGGAAGCUUGGAUGGCGAGGAAAUGCAGCACCCUCAUCCACUGA
Messenger RNA from Parastagonospora nodorum SN15, 798 nucleotides. RefSeq lists its product as hypothetical. The transcript is spliced from 2 exons. The record is from RefSeq and is a predicted model, not a curated record. Lineage: Eukaryota; Fungi; Ascomycota; Dothideomycetes; Pleosporales; Phaeosphaeriaceae. Bases 1 to 798 code for a protein of 265 amino acids.